GGAAUCUCUGGGGCCGAACGGAAAAACAGGUCCACAGUCAACAUUCUUCACGGUUGACUCCUCAAUCCUUAUCUUCUACAGCUCGUUGUUCCUCACCAAUUCGCCUUGCCGACGAUACAGGGCGUCGCAACGUCCCUGGAUAGCCGCCCGCCGCGUUGAAUCCUCUUCCGCGAUAGCUCUCCUCUAGAGGGACGUGGCGCCUCUGCUGUCACCUACGAAACACCAUGGCCGACGCUUCAUCGAUCACCGUUGCGGUCCGAGUUAGACCGUUUACCAUCCGGGAGGCAGCACAGCUCUCCAAAUGCGAAGAUGGUCCGCUAUUCCUUGGUGACGGCUCCUUAGCUGGAGCACCGACACCAAAGCUCAACCAGAAGGGCCUUCGCUCCAUCAUCAAAGUCAUUGAUGACCGGUGCCUUGUGUUCGACCCUCCGGAGGACAAUCCCGUACAAAAGUUCUCCAAGAGUGUUGUCCCUAACGGCAAACGUGUCAAGGAUCAGACCUUCGCCUUUGAUCGGAUUUUCGACCAGAAUGCCUCGCAAGGAGAGGUGUACGAAUCAACGACCCGAAACCUUCUCGACAGCGUCCUCGACGGCUACAAUGCAACGGUGUUUGCAUACGGUGCCACAGGUUGUGGAAAGACUCACACCAUUACAGGCACGGCCCAGCAGCCCGGUAUUAUCUUCCUGACAAUGCAGGAAUUGUUCGAACGCAUCGAUGAACGAUCCGGAGAGAAGGCGACUGAGGUUUCGCUUUCCUACCUCGAGAUUUACAACGAGACUAUCCGUGAUCUUCUUGUGCCUGGAGGUAGCAAAGGGGGGUUGAUGCUCCGAGAGGAUUCAAACAAGUCCGUCUCGGUGUCAGGAUUGUCAAGCCAUCACCCGCAGAAUGUACAGCAGGUUAUGGACAUGAUCAUGAGGGGUAACGAAUGCCGUACCAUGUCCCCGACCGAGGCCAACGCUACCUCCUCGCGGUCGCACGCAGUCCUUCAGAUCAACAUUGCACAGAAAGACCGAAACGCCGAUGUGAACGAGCCCCAUACCAUGGCGACUCUGAGUAUCAUCGACCUUGCGGGUAGUGAGCGUGCCAGCGCAACCAAGAACAGGGGAGAGAGACUGUUUGAAGGUGCAAACAUCAACAAGUCCCUCCUCGCCCUCGGAAGCUGCAUCAAUGCACUCUGCGAUCCUCGGAAACGAAACCAUGUCCCCUACCGAAACUCCAAACUGACCCGUCUCCUGAAGUUCGCGCUUGGUGGUAACUGCAAGACUGUGAUGAUUGUCUGCGUUAGCCCAUCGAGUCAGCACUUUGACGAGACGCAAAACACUCUACGCUAUGCCAACAGGGCGAAGAAUAUUCAGACGAAGGUCACGCGCAACGUAUUCAAUGUCAACCGUCACGUCAAGGACUUCCUGGUGAAGAUUGAUGAGCAAAUGGCCUUGAUUAACGAGCUUAAAGCACAGCAAAGGGAUUCCGAGAAGGUCGCCUUUGCCAAAUUCAAAAAGCAAACCGAGAAGAAGGAUGCAGUCAUUCGUGAAGGAUUGUCCCGCAUUCGCAAUGCGUACGAUCAUUCGUUGUCCGAGAGACAGGAAAGAACCAACCAUAUGAUCAAACAGAAGCAGAUCAGUCGCCGGAUAGGAUUGCUCUCUGCGUGGAUCGGCGCUUUCGAUCAUAUAUGCGCCAGUUGUGAAGCUGAGCAUGCUCUUUCCAAUCUCAGGGCUGUACGCAAGACAGCACAAGGAAUCCUUCUCGAACUGGAGAGCAGCAGGCAACAUUAUCACCAGCGACUGGCGAAGAAUGCGUGGGACCGCGGCAUGACGUCCGCGGUGGAACACGCCAUUCGUCAACUACAAGAUUUUGAUAUCAGUGACAAUGGCGAUUUUGUCAGUAUGACUCGCGAGGCCGAGCUGCUGAGGGCCAACCAUGAGCGUGAGGCUCUAGCGGCAGUCGCUGAACAGGACAAGGCGGGCGAAGCGGCCACUGUGCAAUUGCUUCUCCAGGCACAGUUCGAACUGAUUACUGAGAUUGAGAAUCUAAUGCAACUCAGUGAGGAAGAAGCCAUUGAGCAAGGGCAGAAAAUGCUGGCAAAGAUGCUCAAUUCUUGUUCCACCUCAGUCUCUAACAUCGUGAAGCCGGACGGUAACCUGCCAUCCAUGCCGCCAUUGAGCCCAGUCAAGGCUAGUCCCCUCAAGCAAAAGAAGAGGCUGAGCAUCGCGACUGCCGCCCCCUUGGGCCGACCCUUGGCUGCCCCUGUCUUGACUCCUACAGCAGCGCCACCUUCGCCGCAGAAGGGAUCUCCCCGACGUCGCAAGUUGAACGUUGGCAGAAAGAGCGUCAGUUUUUCACCAAAGAAACCCGCCGCGAAACCGACGAAGAGAAGUGUACGAUGGAAGGACGACGAGCACGAGGGCACAUUGACCGAAUUUCAAAAGACACCACAGAAGACGCAAAUUACCACUAUACCAGAGAACAGCCCGGAGCCCCAGCUGCCCCAGCUACCCCGGACAUCGCCCAUUCCUCGCGGAAUUCCAGUGCCCAGUCGCAACUUCAGUCCUUCAGGCGGGUCACCCCCAGUGUCCGCAGUCCCCGAACCGACGCUCAACGUGCAAAAGAACAACCGAUUCAAGGCGGGAUUCUUGACGAAAAAAAACAGCAGCUCCCCAAUAGCACCCCCAACAACGACAACGCUUCCCCUGUCCGACAGCGAAAAGUCACCCCUGCGCGACAUCGAGGGCAGCAGCUUCCUGAACCGGGCGUCCGUCGAGCGCCCCUCUAGGAUUGCGGUCCGGACAUCGAGUGGCAGCUACUCGGGCAGCCCGGCAUCCGACAAGAACAGCUGGAAGGCAAGCAAGGACGAUGCCAUUAAGAUUACCUCUGCCAUGAGACGGAUUUCUGGAGGAUCGUUCCAGGUGGGCAGCUCCGCUAAUGCCCUGCGCAUCCACCGACGACGAAGCCCGACAUCGGCCACGUACGGAAGCUCACCAACUGAGAACAACACAAUGAACACUAUGAAUACCAUGUUCACGGCCUCGCAGGCCCGGCGGAUGGGCAAAGGCGAGAAAGAAAUUGAAAGCAAGCCCGGGGUGUUGGGCCCUCGCACCCUGCCUAUCAUGAAGAACACGCAUCGACGCACUACCUUUGGCGGCGACAUCCGGCCCCGAGACAUCAGCCUGAGCAGCAGAGAUGCUAUCCGGCUCAGUGCGAUGGCGACGCCUAAGCUGGAGAAGCCCCCGGCGAGCUUCUCCAACGGUGGAUUCGCCCUGCGGUAACUGAAGUGAUCCGCAAUUCCCUUUGUUUAAUUGUUGGGGUCUAGGUAAUACGGACGGUGUUCAGGAAGGAUACCACAUGCUUGAUUUCUGGUGAAGCAGACCUCACGAUCUGGGAUCAGAACUGCUCAUCUGGUGUGUACGGGAUUGAUGUGCUUGAUAUGAACUUGGAAAGAUUCAUAAACUCGAUUACUUUUUUUUCUCUUCUCUUUUUCAUGUUGAUGGUAUUUCUUAUUCAGAGGCAUAUAUUAGUUUCGGGACAUGUACCAUAGCAGGAUGAAAAUUUUCCUAUACCUUUCGCCCCAAUAACAGUAAGCACUAAACUAGGCU
Messenger RNA from Aspergillus piperis CBS 112811, 3590 nucleotides. Its product is annotated as kinesin family protein. Gene Ontology annotation, molecular function: microtubule binding; microtubule motor activity; ATP binding. Bases 225 to 3263 code for a protein of 1012 amino acids. Gene Ontology annotation, biological process: microtubule-based movement. Lineage: Eukaryota; Fungi; Ascomycota; Eurotiomycetes; Eurotiales; Aspergillaceae. The record is from RefSeq and is a predicted model, not a curated record. The transcript is spliced from 2 exons.